AUGGGGGGUACAGAGAGGAUGGGUGGUAUGGAGCUCCCUUUGUCUGUGGCUGUGGAGAGCUUCCAGCUGCCUCUUGUGUUUUAUCUUUUCUUUCUUAGUCACAUAGAAAAAAUUACAACCUGGCAAGAUCCUCGGAAAGCCAUGAACCAACCUCUGAGCCACAUGAACCACCACCCUGCUGCCACACCAGUGCCACAGAGGCCUAUGGCCAUGUCUCAGCCAAAUCUCGCUAACCAGCCUGAUGUCCUUGUCCCCACAGCCCUGGGCCCGCAGCAGGUGCCCCCCGGCGCGGCGCUGCGGGGCCUGCCCGGCGCGCUCACCGCGCAGCAGCAGCAGCAGCAGAAGCUGAGGCUGCAGAGGAUCCAGAUGGAGAGGGAGCGAAUUAGGAUGCGUCAGGAGGAGCUGCUGCGACAGGAGGCUGCUCUGUGCAGACAACUUCCCAUGGAGUCAGACAGCCUGGCCCCAGUGCAGGCAGGUGUGAGCACACCAGCCAUGGCACCAGACAUGAGGCCGAUCACAAAUAAUGGAUCCGACCCGUUCUUGAACAGUGGGCCCUACCAUUCCAGGGAGCAGAGCACGGACAGUGGCCUGGGGUUAGGAUGCUACAGCAUACCAACAACUCCUGAGGAUUUCCUCGGCAACGUAGAUGAGAUGGAUACAGGAGAAACUAUAGCACAGACAACAAUGAACAUAAAUCCACAGCAAACACGUUUCCCAGAUUUCCUCGACUGUCUUCCAGGCACAAAUGUUGAUCUUGGGACUCUAGAGUCAGAAGACCUGAUCCCUAUUCUCAACGACGUGGAGUCAGUACUCAACAGAAAUGAGCCCUUCCUGACCUGGCUGUGA
Molecule: messenger RNA, 846 nt
Organism: Chaetura pelagica (chimney swift)
Lineage: Eukaryota; Metazoa; Chordata; Aves; Apodiformes; Apodidae
Gene: WWTR1
Product: WW domain containing transcription regulator 1
Exons: 6
Coding region: 1-846 (281 amino acids)
Biological process (GO): positive regulation of transcription by RNA polymerase II; hippo signaling
Cellular component (GO): nucleus; cytoplasm
Molecular function (GO): transcription corepressor activity; transcription coactivator activity
Source: RefSeq, a predicted model, not a curated record